AUGUCUUCGUCAAGGAAUCGUCGUGGUUCCAUUACGGAUUCCCCGACUCAGGGCUACUAUGACCAAGCUCUCCUCCGCCGGAAGGUUUCCGAAGCUAUGGGUAAGAAACCUCCGGCUGUCACUCAUCCGAAUCCUCCCAAUAAUUCUCCUUCUUCCUCAAAAGACGUUUUAUGCGCUCUUUGUUGGAUUUGGUUUAUCAAUUUGGUGGUGGUUUUAGCCGAUUUCUAUGGAGCUUCGUCUUAA
Rodentolepis nana is the source of this 243-nucleotide messenger RNA. The record is from the annotation of a GenBank genome assembly. Lineage: Eukaryota; Metazoa; Platyhelminthes; Cestoda; Cyclophyllidea; Hymenolepididae.